This is a messenger RNA of Drosophila gunungcola (fruit fly), 2214 nucleotides long. RefSeq lists its product as uncharacterized. The coding region runs from base 1 to 180 and encodes 59 amino acids. NCBI's taxonomy places the organism in Eukaryota, Metazoa, Arthropoda, Insecta, Diptera, Drosophilidae. The transcript has a single exon. The record is from RefSeq and is a predicted model, not a curated record.
AUGACUGUUAGCCAGAUUCAUAUGUCCUAUUUUAUCUGCGGACCAGUGUUUAUAGCAAUGGUCUUCAUAUAUUUAUACUACUGUUAUCUUAAUGUCCGCGAGUGUAGGAGAUCUCGGGGUCGGGAGGCCCGGUACCCUUCACUUGACGAUAUCUCUGAGGAACGAGUAGAAGUUUAUUGACAAAGCGAAAUUAAUUCAAUGUGAGUCACUGCACACAGAAAAAAACUCAAUCUUAAUGAAAAUUAGCGGUUAACUAAGACCCAGUCAUUCAGGUAAUUGAUUGAAAUCAUUUGAAAUGGAACAUCGUAAAUAUAUUAGUACAUUAAUCCUAAAAUGUAAGUACAUAAGAAACAGCAAUAAUAAGUACACGUUUAUCACCAAAAAAAAAGAACCAAAAUUUUGGGGUAUUUUUUGCUGUACAAGAAUGCGGCAAGUUUUCUUAUCUUUUAUUAAUAAGUAAUAAUAAUAUACUGUUAUAUUUGUUCAAAUGAUCUGGUUUUUCUUAAUUAUCAUAUCCAAAAUAGUUUUAAGUCCAACAUUUUUAAUUGUGUAGAUAAAAAUGAGAGACAUACCAGAAGCAUUCUAAAUUUUUUACUAUUAGUAUUUAUAUAAAGAAUUAGAAAAUAAUAUUAUUUAAAAAAUGUUUAAAAAAAUAUAUUUGGUAGAUAUUUAUAAUGUAUUGGCUGCCGGCUUUAUUAACUUAUUUGUGUAUUUAAUAUGUACUUUUGUAUCUUGAGCGGAACAAAUUUGUAAGUGUAAAAAAUAUAUAUAUAUAUUUUAUAUAAGCAAUAUAUUUUAGUUUCAGUCAGUUCAGCCCUUUGUUUUCAAAAGCUGUUAUGAAUAAUUUAGUUUGUAUUGCAAUACCAGUUUUUUUAUUUGUCUCCUUUUAAAGCGCUCCCAUAAAAAGAGUUGGGUGUUAUCUAUCCCGUGGCCCAGUAAUAAAAUAUUUGAUGAGUUCAUGGGAAGUACGAAGUACCUUUAAGUACAGCUAAAGGUAAGAACGUGAUGUCUGUGGGUGUAUGUUUGGUUAAGAGUUUCCGCUUGUUGUUGGUUGCUUACGACGGGUCAUAAAUUUAGCCAAAAACUUGGCGAUGCAUCUUCGCUGACGUUUCCUUUCACGACCUGCAAAAUUUAGAGGUGCACGGCGGUUUUGAUGGCCCUCAGUGGCAGAACGAGUUGCGCUAAUAAAUGACAUUUUCAUUCGCCUAACGGCUACGAAGUUGUCCCAGGUAAUAAGGAAAAUUAAAUUGAUUGAAUUAAAACGGCCAAAAGUUGAAAGUGAACUUUAUAAAGCUUAUGUUUAUGGAAAUUAGUUAUGAUAUGUUAUUUGAUAAUUGCGGUAUAUGAUUACUUAUAUUUUGAUAUUACAAUUUUUUUUUCUAAUAAGGGAAAUCAACAUUUUUUAAUUACCGUGUAUAAAAGCAACAAGGGGAAACGUAAAUACAGUCGAGCAAGCGAAUUCCAUUGAGAUAUUGUGGCAGACGACUUGUUGGUUUUGAAUACUCCGAAAAAAAUGUAUACAUUGUAGCAAUCUUGUAUACUAUAAUCUUGUAAUCCACAAAACAAUAUUACUUUGUUAUAAUCACUUUUCUAUUUUCUAUUUUUAGAAUAUUAUUCGGAAAAUAAAUUUGUUACAAUUAAUUAACUUCAUAAUUUUCAAUCUUCAAUAAAUAAAAUAUUUAUUUUUCGUUAUUCUCAAUCGAAGUUUUCAAUUUCAAUGCUGAAGUUGUCGUUUAAGUUUAACUCACACAAAAAUUAGUCAGCAACUUAUUCCCCUCAAAAUGUGAAAACCAAAUGCAAAUCCAAUUGAAUUAGUCAACUUUAUUUUCUCAUCAUUUUGGGUAACUUUUAAGCAAUAGCCAUGCAUAUAUAUUCUUUAUUAUGGGACCCAUUCAGCCAAUGACUGCUGCUGCUGAUGCUGCUGUCUCCCUUCUAGCCAAAUUGAAACGCUAAAAUAAUUUACGGCUCAACUGACCAGCUUCGGCUGCUCCUUCGGAUGCUGCAGCAGUGUCCUGCCGUCUCCUUGAUGGCUGGCACGUUAAAUGCCAUCGAAAUGCUCCCAGUUGGAAAAUUAGUUUAAAAAUACGUUCGUACGGCAAAGGAUGCCUUGGUACCCUGUGGCUGCUGCUCAUCUUUGUACCCUAGCACUGUAGCAAUGGUUAAUUAAGUUUUGGAAAUAUUUUAGUUUAGCUGCACUCUAAUUCAAAAUUUAUU